UGCCCACGUAGCCUACCAGAGGUCUAGACGAGCUCGUGUUGGAGCAGACAGCUUCGCGUGUAGCGGAACGACAAAAAAGGAUUUUUCCGUCACAGUCUCAUUUGUUGAACUGAACUGGAAAGUAAGGCAGCAAGCUGGUUUCCAAAUCUGUGUCUAAAACUCAUGGUCUGUUGUCGUGUGUGUCGGUUAACUUAAAAACGAAAGUUGUGGUGGUAGACAUACCCAAAUUGUUGUUGCUGUAUGAACGUUUACUUGCAGCUUUAGCUGCGCUUCAAAUUUGUGUCUCUUCACCAACACUUCGUACAUUCGAAAACAUUAAAUAGAGCAGGAGACCAUCACUACAAUUUUUUGUGUUAUUUGUUUCCUUGAUAUCUCAAAAGGAUCGUCGAUGAGAAGUAGUGACAAAUCUCACUGACAAAAAUCAGUAUUUUAUUUUGACCAACUUUUGAUAACAGUUAAUUUUUAUGUCAGGAAUGUGUCGACACACAGGGAUCCUCGUUUGCUUUGCUUGCUUGUUCCUGUCUGCCCAUUCCUCAUCACAUAUUCAAGAUAAAAAUGAAGAAGUGUGCAGUACCACAAAGCUUUUUGAAAUUCACAGCAGCAAUGGUUCUUUAUCAUUGGAAGGACUUGAUAAAAUUUUGAAAUCUGUCAGAAGUUUUUGUUCGUCACAUUGGAAAGAAAAAGAAGAUACUUCUCAUCAUAUUCAUACUGUUUCAGAAGUUGCACCAGGCAUAGACUCUGAAAAGCCUGUUGCAAAAACUGAAUCAUCAGAAUCAUCUACUAAAAAUGCCUGGCUUUAUGCUGGUGUGAGUGUCCUGUUCAUAUCUACUUGUGGUCUGGCUGCUGUAGCAGUAAUCAAAAUUCUCCCUCAGUGGUUGUUUCAACCUGCAAUACAGUAUCUAGUCGCAUUGGCGGUUGGCACACUAACUGGUGACGCCAUACUACAUCUGAUCCCUCAUGCGUUUACAGCUGUUCAUCAUUCGAGAAGUGUAAUAGAAUCUCCAAAAAAUGCAACAUUUGAAUCCCACAAUGAACAUUCUGAGUUACACGAGGACCAUCAUAGCGACGAGCAUGGGCAUGACUCGAUUGUCGUAUGGAGAGGAGUUGUUAUCCUUACUGUAUUGGUCGUAUUUUUUAUUGUUGAGCGGUUGUUGAACAUUUUUGGCGAAUGGCGGCAGCGACUGCAAUCGACAAAACAGGUCGAUAAAGUUGUGCAUUUGCUGUCUGGAUCAAGCAAAAUGGUGGGUGAAAAACUAUGUCGUCAUCAUCGGCAUAGCCACCAAGGUCAUAAGAAUCAUCAGCAUCAAGAUAGUGCAACGAGUACGGGUGAAGGAGACCAGCAUUUGCUUGAGCCAAGAAUUAGUGAUGCAACGCAUGGGGAACCUGACGCAGAUCUUCUAGUCAGCUGCGUUAAGGAAGUAACAUUUCUUAAUAAUGGAGAAGAAGACUGCGCAAACAAAGUGGCAGCUGACGAAUGCUCCGGACCAAAAGAUCAGCAAAAUGGCUGCUCCGAAUGGCAGGGUCUUGUGGUUGGAAAACCACUAAUUUAUUGUGCUUCUCACGAAAUUUGUGAUGGCAGUGACUCCGCCGCUUCCGCUCCUGAAAGUCAACGAUUACCAGAAUCGUGUCAGUCUGAGCAUUUAUUAAGUGUUAAAACUAAAGAAUCUAACGGCUCAUUAGCGCGACCAGUAGAGGAAACAACGGCCGCUCGACAGGCCGAUUCGCUCACUGUAUUCAUUUCUGAGCACCACACGUCACAUCACGGGCACUCGCACUCUCAUGGACACAUUCACGCCCGUCCUGAUGGCGUCGCUUCGCUUGCGUGGCUUGUACUUGCAGGAGAUGGAAUGCAUAACUUAUCGGACGGUUUAGCCAUCGGAGCUGCUUUUGCAGCUUCCAUUACUGGAGGUUUUACUACAGCGAUCGCCGUUUUGUGUCACGAACUUCCUCAUGAACUUGGGGAUUUCGCUGUACUGUUAAAAGCUGGAAUGACGAUCAAGCAAGCCAUGAUUUGUAAUUUGAUUUCCUCCUUUCUCUGCCUACUGGGAGUGCUGGUAGGACUUGCUAUAGGAUCAGCGCACAAUACAGCUCCCUGGAUAUUCGCUGCCACCGGAGGCAUGUUUCUUUAUAUCGCACUCGUCGAUAUGAUGCCAGAAUUGAACGGACAUUCUGGGAAACAUCGUUCGGCUCUAUUGCAGUUAUUACUUCAACUUUUUGGCCUUCUAAGUGGUUUUGCAAUUAUGUUAACCAUAGCUCUAUAUGAGCACGAGCUCAGCGAGGUCUUACAAUCUCUUCUUUGAACGUGCGUUAAAAAUAAUGGGGAGAACCGAUUUGGUUGUAACAUACGCUUUUUCAGAUGCCAUGUGUCUUGUAAUGAGACGGGAAGGAAUGAGGCUGUAUUCAAGUAAUUGUGUUCGCUAUGACAUGUGUAAUAUGCGCGUUAUUUGACAAGGAAGUGUUACUGUUCUGGUGUUGAUUUCUCAGUUCCUCUUAUGCGACAAAUCUCAAAAAAACAAGAAAAACAAGGUAACACACAAACAAA
Messenger RNA from Daphnia pulicaria, 2542 nucleotides. Its product is annotated as zinc transporter foi-like. Gene Ontology annotation, biological process: zinc ion import across plasma membrane; intracellular zinc ion homeostasis. Gene Ontology annotation, molecular function: zinc ion transmembrane transporter activity. Bases 465 to 2300 code for a protein of 611 amino acids. The transcript is spliced from 8 exons. Gene Ontology annotation, cellular component: membrane. Lineage: Eukaryota; Metazoa; Arthropoda; Branchiopoda; Diplostraca; Daphniidae. The record is from RefSeq and is a predicted model, not a curated record.